Molecule: messenger RNA, 2633 nt
Organism: Chroicocephalus ridibundus (black-headed gull)
Lineage: Eukaryota; Metazoa; Chordata; Aves; Charadriiformes; Laridae
Gene: TBX19
Product: T-box transcription factor 19
Exons: 10
Coding region: 594-1871 (425 amino acids)
Biological process (GO): positive regulation of DNA-templated transcription; heart morphogenesis; cell fate specification
Cellular component (GO): nucleus
Molecular function (GO): DNA-binding transcription factor activity, RNA polymerase II-specific; RNA polymerase II cis-regulatory region sequence-specific DNA binding
Source: RefSeq, a predicted model, not a curated record
GGAUGUGUAUUUUAAAGUAAAAUCUCAGCCCAAGCGCGUUCAACUGAUCACUUGCUUGCACGCAUGCAAACUUGUUAUUUCUUUGGCUAAUUCUUCUAGGUUGAAGAUACAUCAGUGGUGAGCUGUGCCUUCUGGAUAUGUUGCUACAUCCAUGACAAAUUGCUCUUAGUCUGAGCUCUUACAGUUGAAACACCCUUCCCCACGCUGCAAAUAGCAAUUGGGCUAUUCCCACUAGCCAACCACAGGAACGCAGAGGAACAAGGUUAAUGCGCUUACUCAACGUGCCUGGUGGAAAUAUUUUAAGACUACCUUCUCUGUGUAACUAUCUUGACUGUUACCAGCUCCUUCAGUUAGAGUCCGCAUCAGCGUGAACGCAAUUUCCAUGCAUUGUUUCAGUCUGGAAAUGAAACAAUUUUCAUUAAUGGAAACCUGGUUCUCAAGCAGAACAAUUAGACCCACUUCAGGUUGAAAAAAGAUAAAAGCAUGCUAAUUUGGAUGGAGGACUCUUCUUUCAAGGCAGCCAAUUGAGUCAUCAGCCUGCCACCCACCUGACCGUCUGACAGCUACCUGAAGUUUCUGGCAGUAAAGUCGUCAUGGCAGACGUGGGCUGCAAAAAGCCCAGCGACUGCACCGUCUCCAGGCUACUCAGCGUAGUGGAGAGCGAACUCCGGGCUGGAAGAGACAAAGGCGACCCCACUGAGAAACAGCUCCAGGUUGUCUUAGAGGAUGCGACGCUGUGGCAGAGAUUCAGGGAAGUCACUAAUGAGAUGAUCGUGACCAAGAACGGCAGGCGGAUGUUCCCUGUUUUGAAGAUCAGCGUGUCAGGCUUGGACCCAAAUGCCAUGUAUUCCUUCCUGUUGGACUUCGCCCCGACUGAUGGCCACCGCUGGAAGUACGUCAAUGGAGAAUGGGUGCCGGCUGGGAAACCAGAGCCACCAAACCACAGCUGCGUUUACAUCCACCCAGACUCUCCCAACUUUGGGGCCCAUUGGAUGAAAGCUGCCAUUUCCUUCAGCAAAGUCAAACUUACCAACAAGCUCAAUGGGAGUGGGCAGAUAAUGUUAAACUCCCUGCAUAAAUAUGAGCCCCAGGUACACAUAGUUCGCGUAGGAGGCCCCCACCGGAUGGUGAUGAACUGCUCCUUCCCUGAGACGCAAUUCAUAGCUGUGACUGCUUAUCAAAAUGAAGAGAUAACAGCUCUCAAAAUCAAGUAUAAUCCCUUUGCCAAAGCCUUCCUGGAUGCGAAAGAAAGAAACAGUCCCAAGGAUGCUCCAGAAACAGUCUCUGAAGGACAACAUAUGACAUAUUCUCACUUGGGUGGCUGGUUGAUUUCCAACCCGGAUACAAUGUGUGCAUCAGGAAGCUCCAAUUAUCAGUACACUGGACCUUUGCCUCUGCCAGCUCCACGCACUCCUCACAGCUGCGAGCGAUAUUCAGCACUGCGAGGGCAUCGGGCUGCUCCGUACCCACCUUCCUACAUGCAGAGAAAUCAUUCACCUACAGUUAAUUUGUUGGAGAGCUCCAGCAAUAAUCUUCAGGUAUUCUCAGGACAUGACAGCUGGACUUUGCCAUCUUCUCCACAUGCUAAUUUGCUCUCAGUGCCACACACGAAGGGAGCUGCCAGCCCCGGACCCAGCCACUACCCUUGCUUGUGGACAGUGAGCAACAGUGCUGUAAAUGUUUCCAACCCAGGAAGCGAGGUGAACAGCAGCCCUUCGAGCAUGUUUCUAAGGGGUAAUGUUCCCUUACCUGCUGCAUCCUCAGUCCAAAUCCCUCUGCAGGGAACGGUGUCUGGCAGCAUGGAAACACAAGGGGAAACCGCUCUAGCCAGGCUAGCUGACUCUGCGUGGACAUCCUCACACUCCUUUUAAUGGACAGGCAGCUCAGGAGGGGAGCUCAGCCAAACAAGACUGACACAAAUGGCAAACGACCCCCUAGAAUUGCAGCUCAGAGCAGGGAUGUGUAUGCAGAAAACGGACUUCAUCAAGCCUCACUUUCCAUAAUGUACCUCUUGUGUGCCAGAGAAGCCAAAAUGCAUAAUGCAAAGGCAGCAAAUGUUAUGGGAACCAGCUUAUUACUGUAACCUUUAUGCAUCAUUCAGGAUGAUGUCCAGAAAGAAUCUUUGUAGUUAGUUUUGCUUCUGUAUCACAUAAAAAAAUCGUCAGAGACAUGGGACUGAGUGAAGCAGACGUGGCAGCUGGGUAUUUGCAUGUCAUUUUAAAAGUCCUUUCUGUAACUAACAGCCAAGUCCAGGGGAAAUUGUGAGCAAAUUUGCAAUUAGAAAUUUGAAGGGACAGCACUGCUUUAAAGACUUGCUGAAUCUGUCACAUAAAGGUUUUCACAAUACCUGAAACUAAACCCUUCAGGGGAUGAAAUUAGUCUGACAUCCUAACGCCACCUGCAUACAGUAUUCUCUGUCCCCUUCCCAGCUCCUGUUUGCUGUUUGUGUGCUGUAGGGAUAAUGGACACGGGCUGAGAAAGUGGCUGCAUUGUAGCAGCAGUGUGAAGGGCCUCUGGUUUAGCAUUUAUAGUCUGAUGUGAUGGUCUUUGAAAUGAAAAGUUCCAAUGUUUUCUGUAUGUGUUAUUUUUGAAAGGGUGGAGGGAAAAGAAUUAUAGAAAAGAUUCAGCUUGCA